AAAGAUUGAGUCAGCCACUGAAAUGAAAGCGAAAGUGGUUUAGGAUUCAUGAGACGCAGCAAAGGCUGAACCAAACACAAAAGAUCAAAAUGGCAACUGGAAUCCCAUGGCUACUCUCAUGGGCAGGAAAGAAUUCUCCGUCUGCAAAAAUAGGAGAAGAUCGUAAAACCUAUAAGUAUUUGGUUUAUAGAACUAGAAAGACACUGAAUGCCCACAAGGAUAUCCUCGAUCAUCUUCAUAAACAAAUACGACUGCAGGAGGUGUCUACAGAGGAUGAGUGUGACUUCAUUCUGGUUUUCUGCCCUGUUGUGUCACAAGCUGGAACUGAAAUUGAAGCAGCAGUGAAAAUGCUGCACAAUAAUUCAAAUAUCAAACCUGCUGUCCUGGUGGUGAUCCAUUACACGUUUGAUCCAGAGUGUGUUGUACCAGACAGCAGCAGAGCUGUAAACAGAAAGAAUACGAUUGUAGCUGACUGUCUGUUCUAUGAAGAUAUUGGAUUACUGCAGUGUCCCAAGAAUCGUGAAUCACUGUCCAAAAUCAUAACUGCUAUUAAAUCUCAGGUGAAAGGACGAUGUACAAAACUGAACAAGCAAGAAGAAGGUGUAACAUCAGCUACAGAACUGAGAAACAGAGAUAAAACCAACAAGGAAAAAGACAGACUUCCUGAAGAAACAAGAGAAAGAGAAAGAACUCAACACAACAGAGAUCAACAGCCGAACCUGAAAUACGAACACUUACAGGAGGCACAAACAAAACUGGAGAAACUGGAGAAAAUGUGUGAGGCGUGGCAGAACAAAAUAUCUAAGGGAAAGGAAGAGCUGGAAGAUUUAAAAAAAUGUGUCGAGAAUAAUGAGAAGAUUCUUUCUGAGAAAGAUACAGAGUUAGUGAAAAAAAAUGAAAACCUUCAAAAUGCCACUCAUGAGAUAGAGAGGAAAAACUCACAACUGAAAACACUGGGACAAGAGCUGCAGAACAAGGAGAAUGAAGUACAGAAUAUGAAGACUGCACUGAAACUAGAGAAAAAUGAGUUAGAAGGAAAAAAGCAACAGAUUCAGGACAAAGAUAAAAUUCUGCAUGAAAAUACACAAGCACUGGAAGAGAAGGACACACAGCUCAAACAGAUAAAAACUGAAUUGGAGGAAAUGAGAAAGAAAUUAAAAGAGAAUCAGAGACACAUGGAGGAGAAAAACACAAAACUAGAAGAGAAGGACACACAGCUCAGACAGGUAAAAAUUGAAUUGGAGGAAACAAGUAAGAAGUUAGAAGAGAGUCAGCAGCACGUGGAGGAGAAAAACACACAGCUGGAGAAUAUGAACAAACUGCUGAGUGAGAAAGAAACCCAGCUGAAGAAGACAGAUAAAGAGUUGGAAACCAGUAAAAAUAAACUGGAGACACUGGGAGAGGAGCUGCAGGACAAGAAGAGACAACUACAGGAGCAGAUGAUCAUAGUGGAGCAACAGAAAACUGAGUUAACAGAAAAAACCAAACAGCUUGAAGAGAAAGAGAGACUUCUAACUGAGAGAGAGACACAGCUAAUGGAAAGAGACAAAUGGCUUCAGGAGAAAGACAAGACACUGGAAGAGAAGGACACACUGCUCAGGGAGGUUAAAGAAGAAUUGGGAAAAGCAAAUAGGAUGUCAGAAGGAAAUCAGACACAGAUGAAAGACAGAGACAAAAAACUGGAGAACAUGGGGAAAGAGCCAGAAACCAGUAAACAAAACCUGAUGGAAAAAGAGAAGCAGAUUCAGGAGAAAGACAGACCUCUGGCUGAGACACUGGAACAGAAGGGCGCUCAGUGCAAACAGGAGGAAGAAGAAGAAGAAGAAGAAGAAGCAACCAUAGGUGAGUGUGAAAGAUUAACUCAAUCAAUCAGUCAAUAUAUUUGUCUGUCUAUCAACGUGAGUCAUAUAAAUUUAUAUUUAUAGGGCCUGGAGAAUUACCUGGGACAAAAUGUCAUCUCAAAUUAGAGAAUAAAUCACCUGAAAAUAAAAACUAAGAGAUUAAAAUUCAAACAGAGAAUCAAAAUACAAAAGUGAACAAUGAGAAUCUCACCCAAGAGGAAGCCACUGUAUCCAAAGACAGAAAUAUAGAAUUCGAGAAAACAGCUGAAGAGCCACAGGAGAGAGAAAAUGCUGUACAACUGCAUCAGCAACAGGAACCGAAUGAUACACAGAUACAAGUGGAGGGUGUGGAGAAAAAUGUGGAGAAGCAUAAAGAAUUAAAUGAGAAAAAUGAGCAUCAGAAGGUUCAAGACACACAGCCGAAAGAGAAAGAAACAGUUCGAAAUGAACAAGUAGAGACGAAUAAAAAGAGUCGUUCUGAGGCAGGUGCAGUGUUAAUGGGAAAUAAAGAAAUUAAUGUUACUGAAAAACAACAAGCACUUGAAGAGCCUGAAGUGAAAGAGGCUAAUUUGGCUGAGACUCAGACAGAACAAGAGGAAAGUGACACACAGCUUAACAAGAAAGACAGACCUCAGGUGGUCAAUACACAAAAACUUCACAUGAAGAAUGAAGCAGAUGAAAAGCAGGACCCGCUGCCGAGUGAGGGAGAAGAUGACCCUCUUGAUGCAGAAACGCCCUCUGGUGAGAUCGCCACCGAACUCAAAAGGGAUGAAUCUUAUUUCGAUUAAUCUAACAACAAAGCAAAAUAACACAUAACUAUAAAAUGUGUACCACCUUCAAAAGCACUAAUACUGCUACAAACACACCUAAUAUCAUACACCUGUCUUAUAGUAGAAAACAAUCAAUGAAAAACCCUCUGUUGUGUGCAGGGGCGCCGCUAGAAAUCUUGGGCCCUAUGAAAGAUUACAAUUUAGGGCCCCCCCAGUAAAAUUUUCAAGCUCAAGCAACUGAAUUUGUAGUCUGUUUUUGGCUGGCACUUCUACUUUACUAUGCAUGUGAUCAGCUACCUAGCAAGUUUAGGUGAUACAAUUAUUUGGUAUAUAAACAUUUUAAAUGCAGAACUGUCAGAAUUAGACUGAAUAGACUGUUGCCUUAAAAUGAAAAUUCCAUUUUAUAUAUAUAUAUAUGGCGGCACGGUGGUGUAGUGGUUAGCGCUGUCGCCUCACAGCAAGAAGGUCCUGGGUUCGAGCCCCGGGGCCGGCGAGGGCCUUUCUGUGUGGAGUUUGCAUGUUCUCCCCAUGUCCGCGUGGGUUUCCUCCGGGUGCUCCGGUUUCCCCCACAGUCCAAAGACAUGCAGGUUAGGUUAACU
Molecule: messenger RNA, 3210 nt
Organism: Neoarius graeffei (lesser salmon catfish)
Lineage: Eukaryota; Metazoa; Chordata; Actinopteri; Siluriformes; Ariidae
Product: interaptin-like
Exons: 9
Coding region: 90-1925 (611 amino acids)
Source: RefSeq, a predicted model, not a curated record